This is a messenger RNA of Sphaeroforma arctica JP610, 169 nucleotides long. RefSeq lists its product as hypothetical. The annotation marks the transcript as partial. The transcript has a single exon. The record is from RefSeq and is a predicted model, not a curated record. Lineage: Eukaryota; Ichthyosporea; Ichthyophonida.
AUGGACCACGAGGCCGAUAUGCAUAUCGACGGGGACAAUGUGUCACGCAUAGAUUGCGACAACGAAUCAAACAGUGAGCUGAAAGUAGAUCGCGAGUGUGAAUCGUUUCGUGUCAGCAAGGCUACGAGUGGCGAUGAGGGUGGAUUUGGGGACACACGCUACGUUAGUG